UUUUAUGAUAGCUGGACGUGUCGUCGAUCAUUAUUCGCCUCCAAGCUCGAACCUACGUGCAAAUAGCCGCACUCAUGCAACCAGGCAAAAUGGGAUUAUCUUGCUCGUUCUUAUCUCGAUACAGUAGUCUCCUUCUGUUAGUAUUCCUUGGCGCAACACAUGGGGACGAGACCUGUACAGAAUCGCUGGCCAAAGCCGACGCGGACCACAGUGGUGGAUUGACGCUCGAAGAAUACACGGUCUUUUUGAAAGUCGAGCGAAUCCAUCCAACACACGUUUGCUACCUUUCCCACGCUGACCGGCAGUUCUCUACUGGGUGAAGUCGAUAUUACAGGGGCUGGUGCGGAAGAACUUACCCAAGUACCUCUUGGUCAACAGGCCGUUCUAGAAUUGAUUUGUCAACGAAGCCAGGCUCUUAUCAAAACAAUGGACGCACACGCUGCCUCCACAAUAACAACCGACCAACACGAGCAUGAUCCGUUUCAAAGGGAAGAAAUGACGGCCCAUCGACAACAUGAAAUGAUGGGGAUGAACUCUUACGUUGCGGGUGGCGUCGAGAUUUCACUCCUCCAAGACGCCCAGGAACAGUGUCCCAAACAGCUGAAUUCUCUGAUUCAGUGCGUGCUCCUGGAUUGUCCCAAUCCUGCUGGUUGUCCUUUUCUCAAUGGUGUGUUCGGUGGUGGUCGACGCGGAGUGUUGCUCCGACGGCCACCAGCACCAACUCGGGAGGAGGAUCAGAGGCAAGCUGUCAUGAUUCUUCCCCCGGAAACACUGCCAGUUUUUGUGGGAACCAAUAAUAAUAAUAUUCCUCUCGUGACAACACCCCUGCCAGAAUCGCAAACGGCGACACAGGGACCAACCGCGCAAGUAGUCAUGCAGGAAUUUGGAGAGACGUUUGCUCCGGCUCCCACACCCAUACCCCUAUCACAAACGGCAACGCUGGGACCAACCGCGCAAGUACUCACGCAGGCAUUUGGACAGACAUUUGCUCCCGCUCCCACGCCCCUAUCACAAACGGCAACGCUGGGACCAACCACGCAAGUAGUCAUGCAGGAAUUUGGAGAGACGUUUGCUCCCGCUCCCACCUCCGUGGGAUCGUGUACGGAUAUCCAAAACGAUUUGUGCGAAACGUUGUCCGACAAUUGCUGUUUCCAGGAGUGCGCCAAUGAGUUUUUGGACCUGACGACCUGUGUCAUCACCGUCAAGACGGGUGAGAAUAGAACGGAUUGUCGGCUGGAGGGUGAAUGUUCAUCAUCACCGCCCAUAAGUUUGGAGAAUGAUAACAACACUACUACGACAAUGGGAGGCGAGGAUGAUGAUGGGGCCAUGCCAUCGCCAUUUCUAUAUUUGAGAGGUUUGGAAGUGGACAUCUUUGGCACGCGGUUCUCUUCGCCGUUGCCAAUUGACGCCUGCGAUUUUAAUUGGUAUUGGAUGCUUGGGUGCAUCAACGAACAAUGUCCCACUUUUGCGCAAGACUGCACAGAUCCAAACGUACCUCCAAACGCCAACUUUUCCUUGGUGAUGGAAGGGGCAUCUCCGCAGACAUGCACGGAGCUACAAACUGGGUUUUGCGAGCCGUUGUCAAGCCUCCCCCCGAGUUGUUGCCUGUCCCAGUGUCUCUUGCAUCUUAGCGCGCUGACAACAUGCGUUAUCCAGCACAACAAUCCAAACAAGACGAUAAGAGAAUGCACGCCACCUUGUGUGGUCGACUGGUUGGUCGGACCUGGACUGCAGCUCGCGGGCUCUGCGGCUCCAACCAUUGAGGAUAUUGGUAUGUUUGAGUUUGAUUUCUUUGGAAUGAAUCUUACUGGGAUUGAUGCAGAAGAACAAUGCCAAAAUGCAAAGGACAAAACUAUGGAAUGUGUCAAGCAAGACUGUCCAAACUACUUCUGGUCUUGCACGCGGGAGAUUGUAGAGUUUCCGUCUGGCCUCUAUGCAGACCCUGAUGCUCUUUUUGUCAGCAACCCCAACAAUAAGCCACUGGACUUGACACCAGCAGAGUUUGGUUGCGCAAACUUUACAGAUGCUUUCUGUGAGUUGUUUGAGGUUUCAAGUACUUGUUGUCUCUCCAAGUGUAUGGUGCCGCUGUACGACAUGGCAGCCUGCAUGAUUGACAACGCCAUCGGCAACUACUCAAACCUUGCUGGGAGUUGCUCGGCACCUCAGUGCAUCACGGAGUAUUCAAACGCAUAUGAUCCUUCCUCCGCCAGCUUUCCUGUUUUUGUCAACUCAGCCUUCCUGAUAUCUACAAUGGAGACCAUUACUGCUUCUACCCUCAUGGAGCAACUUCAAGAUGGAAACAAUGCAGACCUUCAAGUACUGCUUCUCGCCUACCGCAACUUUGUUCAGACUGUGGUGGAUUCACUCCUUGGUGGCUCUACGGGCAGGCAACUAGGCCAUCUCCCAGCCAGUCAAGACAUCCGCCAAAGACGUUUGCAAGCAAGAAUCCCUGUCGUUGAUCCCAACAGCACCGAAAUUUACGGAUUUGUGGACACGCCUUGUAACAUGACUGUCGUCGUUCCAAAACAGGGUGGAGCAACUGAAGAAGCAUGCAUAACUGUGUUUGGAAAGUACAAGCUGAGUGUGGACCCACAAAGCAAUCCUCUAGUGAUAUACGAGAUAUUCCAAAAUGAAACUACAGCAGCCAUCCAAGCAGGUGUCCUCCAAGAAAAGCUGGAAGAAGCGUCUGCAGAGCAAGGAAGCAAUACUGGCAGCAAUACACCCUAUGAGUCUCCUUUUGUGGUCCAAGGCGUUUCAACAGUCGUGGACGCUAGCUUUGUUGCAGUUGGUCGGCUAGAAGCAUCCGCAUCGGAUGCGACCACGCCUGUCUUCGGUGCAACCAACAACACAUCUCUACCGACACCAACCUCACCAGCCAACUCAACAGAUGCGCCCAGUGAUGCAGCAGAAUCAAGCACAACUUCCUGGAGUAGCAGGUACUCGAUUUUGCUUGCUGCCAUCAUGUUGAUUUGCUCGGUCAUGUUUCUGUAGCUGUGUACUUGCUCAGAUCAGGUGAAACCGCAAAUAUGAUGUACGCUUCCCGUCGGAAGGGAAACUUGAAACGCAGCACAAGCAGGACACCUGUGGAAGUUGGUGAGCAUCCCUCGUACCAUGACUCUUGACUGCAGCUCUGUUCUUGCAUAUCUUGGCACAACAACCUCCGCAUUCGAAAAGAAAUGAGCCCUCGCGAAGAGGAGAAGGACAAUUCUGGCACUGAAUUUCCCUCAACAGAUGGCCGUGGCGCUGGAUUUCCACAUCAGCUAGCCCCAGCCUUGGACUUAUCACAACAGUUUACCCCGGCAAUGGAUUUGGCCACAACAGCUAUUGCCAGCACUGCAAUCCGCCCAGUGAGUUCCCCAGCAUUGGCACUCCCACAACAGCUAGCACCAGCACAGGAUUUACCACCACGGUUGGCCCAGCAGUGCAAAUCUCAGCACCUGAUCUCCCACAACCCGGCUGCCCUGAAUGGCAAUCCCAAGCACCGGUGAUAGAACCACGAUGAAUUGGCUGGAAUUCGCUCUACGCCUGUUGUUGCGUCUGUAGAAUCACAAACAGCCAGAUGAUAUUCGUACUUUGACGCCAAGGCCGUUUGUCAUGGCUCGGAUGAUUGAGGAGCAGCCAGAAGUCUCGAAUGUCUCUCCUGAAACCUUCUUCAGCAUUGUGAAUGCAUGCUGGAUGAUAACAGCACUGGUGCCCACCGGGUGAAAAAUGACUUUUCCAACUUUUGAAUGGAUGCGGAGCAUGCUGUCUGCUGUCUGGGAGGUAUAAGAUGCUCGUGUUGCUUGCAUCGGUGCCAUGUUGGACCUGGGUGUGUUUGUCCGAGACCCAUCGUCUGCAACCGCCAACUUGUUUGUUCAUAUCAUCAACAUUGGCUGGCUCCGAGCGAGAUGUUCGAGUUGUACCUUACUACUCGUACAACGGAGGAAGACUGUCAGUGACAGAAAUGGUGGCUGGGGCAGGCAUUGUCGUCGUUGGAAGCGCAACGACAACGCUACGUUCUUGGAACACAUCUCGGAUCGCAGAAGUGGUGCUAGUAGUGCGGACCUCUAGCUAGAGACACCAGUCUUCGGUUGGACAGACGUUGCCCAUUGAGUACGAUAGAUAGCAACUGUCAAAGUCGCAUUUAUUUAUUUACGGCUACAAAUGUUGAAGAGGUCGGGCAAACAUCCCCAUGCAUUGCAUUGAGCGGCUGGCUGCAAUCAGGAUGACAAUCAUCCUCUCGGCCAGAAAGCAUCGGUGAUGGUGUUGCAGCCACAUACAUACAACACGCACACCGGGAUCUAUAGACAGAUACAUGUAUGUUGUCUCCCACCUACCGUACCUACCUCUUCGGUACCUACCAUCCCCCGCUGCAAUGGAUUGGCUGCGAGCCCAAAGCCCAACGAUCGAUGAUUCGAUUCGCCUUUCUAUAGCUGGCCUCAAAAUCUAGAGUGUCGCUUGUGCCUCCGAUUUGGAUUCGAUUGAAUUCAUUUUUUCGAUUGCCCGUUCUGGAAGACAACUAACUUUGGAGUUCAGGUAUGCCAUAGUUUAUUGUAGUCUACAAAAAUAAAUGCAGAGUAAAUAGUAACUUUAACCCUAUAUUUACCGCAACUACCCU
Molecule: messenger RNA, 4597 nt
Organism: Seminavis robusta
Lineage: Eukaryota; Bacillariophyta; Bacillariophyceae; Naviculales; Naviculaceae
Source: the annotation of a GenBank genome assembly